Molecule: messenger RNA, 705 nt
Organism: Anopheles maculipalpis
Lineage: Eukaryota; Metazoa; Arthropoda; Insecta; Diptera; Culicidae
Exons: 5
Coding region: 1-705 (234 amino acids)
Source: RefSeq, a predicted model, not a curated record
AUGAAACUUUUGCUAGUGCUGUUUGCCGUGGUACUUCUUUCUAGUUGCCUCGAGGCUAUCCGGUGCUUCCCAAAACGAUGUCCUAGAAAUGAAGUGUUCUCGUGCUGUGCAGACUGUCCGCAAAAGUACUGCGUUCAACAGGAUAUCAAUUGCCCUGCUGUUUGCAGACCAGGAUGUGUCUGUCGAACUGGGUUUGUUAGGAGUAACGAAUUCGGUAACUGUAUUUCUCCGAAAUUAUGUAGUAGCGGUGUGAAAGGAAUGAAUUGGAUGAUCGUUCUGUUAUUUGCUGCUGCUGCUGGGUGCGGUAUGUGUGCCGCUCAAUCCAGCACCACCGUCAGAACGCCCGGCACGACUAGCACGCCGAAAGGACUAAUUCCUUUGCCUCCGAGAGCUAAAUGUCCCAUAAGCACCUGUGGACGAAAUGAGGUACUGAAAGCAUGUGGAUUAUGUUACGACAACACUUGCUCCGGUAAGACGGUACAGGCGUGCAAGGCGAUCUGCUACUGCGGUUGCUAUUCGUACAGCCGGUUGACUCACUCCGUUGCGCUAAUUGUGCGGUACGCGUUUAUGCUGCUGUUGAUGGACGCACGGCAAUACGUCGAUGAUCCUGACCUACCGCGGUACGGUUCCUUCGCGGUGGCUGGACAAUCUUUGAUCCGAUCCGUCGAGCAUCUUGCGGAGUGCCGAAUCGCCGAGAACGGCUGA